Molecule: messenger RNA, 516 nt
Organism: Cryptotermes secundus
Lineage: Eukaryota; Metazoa; Arthropoda; Insecta; Blattodea; Kalotermitidae
Gene: RpL35A
Product: 60S ribosomal protein L35a
Biological process (GO): ribosomal large subunit biogenesis; cytoplasmic translation
Cellular component (GO): cytosolic large ribosomal subunit; ribosome
Molecular function (GO): structural constituent of ribosome
Source: RefSeq, a predicted model, not a curated record
UAUGCAUAAACAGGACGUCGUACACCUUCGGUUCCCAUCGUUCCCAUCAUCCUCUACGCGGCAACCAUAGUUGACCUAGGUCUGCUUGUACGUAAUCCCCUAAGAAGAGAAUAUAAUUCAUAAUGGCUGAUGCGGAGAAGCCUGCGAAGUCGAAAACGGAGAAGAAACCGAAAGAGAAAAAAGAAAAAGUGCCCACAGAGAAACCAGCGGAACGACCUCCACUGAAAAAACGACCAAAGAAACGCCAUGGUCGGCUGUACGCAAAAGCAGUGUUUACCGGUUACAAAAGAGGCCUGAGAAACCAGCAUGAAAACACCGCGUUGCUGAAGGUAGAAGGCUGCACCAAGAAACGUCACAGCUGGUUUUAUGUUGGAAAGCACUGUGUCUUUGUAUACAAGGCCAAGAAUAUGACACCAGUCCCAGGUAAUGUAAGGAAGAAGACUAAGAUUCGUGCUAUCUGGGGAAAAGUGACUAGACCUCAUGGAACUUCAGGUGCAGUCCGUGCCAAGUUCAAAA